Paramisgurnus dabryanus is the source of this 1642-nucleotide messenger RNA. RefSeq names its product SPT3 homolog, SAGA and STAGA complex component (gene supt3h). NCBI's taxonomy places the organism in Eukaryota, Metazoa, Chordata, Actinopteri, Cypriniformes, Cobitidae. The record is from RefSeq and is a predicted model, not a curated record. Gene Ontology annotation, molecular function: transcription coactivator activity; protein heterodimerization activity. Gene Ontology annotation, biological process: transcription by RNA polymerase II.
CUCGGCACCGCUGCGUUCGGCUCCUGCUGCGCAUCGCUCAUCUUCCCCGCCACCGGCUGAAGGCUGCUGGACGGCGGACUGAACCUGCGGCUGGUGCUGGGAUCUACCGGAAUGCGCAUCACAACAAUGUCAGCAAAGAUGAGCAACAGUACUGCGAGCCCCAUGGCAGCCGGCUCCAGCAGCACCACGGCCGGACGGGGAACCGGAAGAGCCACCAGCUUCAUUCCGGAGCUCCAGAGCAUGAUGUUUGCUCUUGGUGACUCUCGAAGACCCUUGCACGAGACCGCCGCCCUGGUGGAAGACAUAGUGCACACCCAGCUCAUCAAUCUCCUCCAUCAGGCAGCUGACGUGACUCUCCUCCGAGGAGCCCGUGUCAUCUCACCAGAAGAUAUCAUCUUCCUCAUGAGGAAAGACAAGAAAAAGUUACUGAGGCUGCUGAAGUACAUGCAGUUCAGAGACUACAAAUCCAAAAUUCUUAAAACCAUCGAUGAUGAAGAACCGCUGGAUACAGACAAAUUCAGCAGCUGUAGUACCAACAAGAGACAGCGUCUGGCGCAGGACUUCCUGAGCAUCAUCGACCAGACAGGUGAAUUCUUGUCUCUGGUGGAGGAGGAGGAGGUGGAUGAAGUCAAGCAGGAACGAAUGGAGAGAAUUGAGAAAAUGACCAGAAACAUGGAUAGCAAUCAGUACAGUGAUUUCUGCGAGAGUCGACAGUUAAGUUUUUCUAAGAAGGCCUCGAAAUUCCGCGAAUGGCUGGAUUGCAGUAGUUUGGAUCUCAAGCCCAACGCCAUGUCCAUGGAGAUCCUUUCAUAUCUGGCCUAUGAAACUGUAGCCCAGGUUGUUGAUCUUGCCCUGUUGGUUAAACAAGAUAUGACUCCUAAAACAGGAGAUCCUUUCCAGCGUGCCAUAUCUGCCACCUUCAUCCAAUACGGAAACUCUUCUACAGAGGCUGGAGCCACCAAAAGAGAGACGGAUUCUCCAGAGAACACCCCACCCUCCACCCCGAGCGUUCCUCUGACCGCAGGACAUCAGAGUAAAAUUCACUCCACAACACAGGGUAAUGGAGGACUCACACAGGACGGCAGCAGUAAAGUUAAACAGAGGAAGAGGAAAAAGAGCUCACCGGCCUGUGGCGCAGAGUCUCAGAGCAAUGCCAUCCAACCCACCCACAUCAGAGAAGCCAUCAGGCGCUACAGCCACAAGAUUGGCCCGCUCUCCCCCUUCUCAAGUGCCUACCGCAGGAACGGGAUGACGUUCCUGGCCUGCUGAACUUCUGUAGGAAUACAACCGAGGUGGACCAUAAACGGGAGAUGCCCGUCUCAUCUGAACCCUCCGGACAGCGUUUCUCUACCAUAAGUCUGUCUGUUUACAGGUUCAUUUAGACAGAAAACCCUGCCACAUGUCUCCACGUUUGGGUGUAAUUCAUGUAAAAGCUAGUUUAUUUGGCAUGUUUAUUUUUUAUUACUUUACUUUGCUGGAGGUUUCAAAUUAGUUUUGGUCGAAUAAUUUCACCUGUUUACAUGAUUGUGUGUACAGCCAAUACCUGAUGUUUCAAGACUUUUUUUGUCUUUUAUGUAAAAUGUUUAAACUUCCAUUUGAUACGUUCUUAUUUGACGUUAAGAUUAAAAAUGUUUUACUUUUA